AUGCAGACUAAUGUUGAGAGUUCAUCAAAGAAGGAAACAUUUUUUAAAGCUUCAAAGAAGGGUAAAGAAAAGAAGCAAAAUUCCAGUGAGAUUUUAGAAGAAGACUCUGAGGAUGAAGCGACACAUCUUGUUAGGAAGCUGAAAAGAGGCUUUGGUAAAUACAAAGGCAAGCUGCCAUUAAAGUGCUUCAACUGUGAGAAAAUUGGUCACUUUGCAUCAAAGUGUCCUUAUGAAAAAGAGAAUGACGACAAUGGUAAAAAAGAAUCAAGAUUCAAAAACAAUAAGAAGUUUGUGAAAAGAGAAAGGAAGUCUCAAAAAUUUAAGAGAAGUCUCUAUUCCAAGGAAGACAUUGACUCUUCUCCUUGUAGUGAAGAAGAGAAUCAGAAUGAUGAAAUCUUGUUCAUGGUUGUUGAAGACAUUCAAGAAGAGGUAGACUAUUUUGAUGAAGAAGAUGUGGAGGUUGAUCUUAAACAAGAGCUGAUUAGUGCUUUUAGUGAGAUAAAGAGAUUAAAAAAGAAAAAUCAGAAUCUUGAGAUACUGCUACAGGAAGAAAACAACAAAGUUUCUGAGAAUAAUGUUGCACUAGAAGCUACUGGAAAACUUAAUGAAGACAUUAGAGUGCAGAUUGAAGAAGGUAAAAAGAUUGAAGAAGAUCUUAGAAAAUAA
Molecule: messenger RNA, 666 nt
Organism: Cryptomeria japonica (Japanese cedar)
Lineage: Eukaryota; Viridiplantae; Streptophyta; Pinopsida; Cupressales; Cupressaceae
Exons: 1
Coding region: 1-666 (221 amino acids)
Molecular function (GO): nucleic acid binding; zinc ion binding
Source: RefSeq, a predicted model, not a curated record